Molecule: messenger RNA, 1483 nt
Organism: Rhopalosiphum maidis (corn leaf aphid)
Lineage: Eukaryota; Metazoa; Arthropoda; Insecta; Hemiptera; Aphididae
Product: keratin, type I cytoskeletal 9
Exons: 5
Coding region: 60-1466 (468 amino acids)
Cellular component (GO): cytoplasm
Molecular function (GO): protein binding
Source: RefSeq, a predicted model, not a curated record
CGUACGCAUCGGCCGGAAUACGCGUGUGACGUUCGUCGCCUAACUGUCACGCCGCCAUCAUGGCUGGGCUGGGCGACACGUCGGGCGACAUACAGCCGGUGUCAGAUCACGCCAAGGACAUACUGCAGAUGACCCGCGACUCGGAGAUGAUGCAGAGCUACGUUCGGGUGGGCAAGUCGGACGAGUCGGACGACUGCGGCGGUGGAGGUAGCGAGGCGAAUGGCGUAUGCACCGGCGGAGUCGGAGUUGGCUUCGGCCGAGGCGAAUCGGAUUCGGACGAUCUGGCCGGGACGACAGGCUACGCGGUCGGGGUCAUCGGUGCGGGCGCGGGCGACGGCCACGGGGGGCCGGGCACCGGACGAGUCGGCCGGAAGGGCUGCAGGGCGGCAGCGGGCCGGCGUCACGGGAGACGUAAGGGAGGUGGCGGCGGUGGCGGCGGUGGUUCUUUCGGUGGUGGCGGUGGUGGCGCGACCACGACGUUUGACGAGCUAACGGAAGAGUUCAAGACGCGCAAAUCGGUCACCGGCACUGGAGGUGGCGUCGGUGGUGGUGGCUUUGGUGGCGGCUGGGCCAAGCGGCACAAGCGCGACUCCCGGUCCAGGCUGCUCGAAGAGGUGUACACGGACAAGGACCGGGCGGCCGCCGUAAACCUGGGCACGCGCGACAUCAAAGCGUCGUUGCGUAUGAAACGACGGCAGGAUCGCAACCGAACGCUGCACAUACCGUCCACGGCCGAGUCGCCCACCCUGUUGGCGCUGGCCCGGCACUGUAUCAACGAUGUGAACGUGUCGCUCGAGUUCAUCGAUAAGGCAUUGGAAUUGAGCCCCAAUGACAAAACGGCUUUGGUUUCUAGAAGCAAAUGUUAUUUGCUUCUCGGUCAACCACGUUUGGCAUUAAAAGAUGCCGAAGUGGCGUUGAACGAAGACAGCACAUAUCUGAAAGCUAUUUAUCAAAAAGCGGAAGCACUGUACCAUCUUGGCGAUUUUGAACAUAGUCUCGUGUUUUACCACAGGGGACUGCACGUUCGACCGGAACUCGAACAAUUCAGGCUGGGCGUUCAAAAAGCCAGAGAAGCCAUCGAGAACGCUAUAGGAAAAAUGAAGGACACCGCCAUCGUGAUACAGCAAAUUGGUUGGGGAGACAAGCGUCAAGCGACCGUGGCUAAAACAGUCAAUGGAGGCGAUGUUGGCGUCGGCGGUAGCAGAGGAUCGACACCGGCUGUGACGGGGUCGACAACGAGGCGCAAGGAAGCAACAGCGUCGGCUGCCACUACCAAAAGCCAAUCGAAAAUGCUGCUUAGGGAAUUGUGCGUAGACAAGGAAUAUCUGGAACACUUGACAAUAGAUCCAAAUAUUGUGAGUGCCAUUCAAGAAAACGAUAACUAUAUACUCUCCGAGGCGAAAGAUGGCAUUAGUUUUUUGAACGGCCGAGAAGAAUUCUGGAAACAACAAAAGCUUAUUAAUUAGUUUUUCUAAAAUAGGUC